Messenger RNA from Paramecium primaurelia, 2721 nucleotides. The record is from the annotation of a GenBank genome assembly. Lineage: Eukaryota; Ciliophora; Oligohymenophorea; Peniculida; Parameciidae.
AUGGAAGCUAAUACGUCUAAUACUACUAGAAUGGGUCCUAGCAAUGUAACAUAAUAAAUCACAUCGAAACCUGAGUCUCCAUCUUCAUAAUCAUUAUUUGAUGAAGAGAGUGAAGUGUUACAUCAGAAUAUGAUUAAGGAUAAAAUACAUAAAGUUAUUGGUUAAAGUCGUAAAGUAAAUUUAUGUUUUUGAAUAAGUCUGAUUAUUUAAAACAUGCAAUAUUUUUAACAAAUAGAUCCUUAAGAAUGACUGAAAAUAAAAAAUCUUCAUAGUUUGUAAUAAAUUUUAGGAAACAAUACUUUAUACAUCGAUUCAUAAACAAUCUAUUUACAAAUCUAUAUUUUAUGAAAUAGGAUUAAAAAUUAAGAAUAACUCAAGCUUUAGAUGAAAAACCAGCUUAAUAAUUUUCUAAAAAUGGCUGUAAAAAAAAUAAAAUAUUAUUUUAUAGCUGAGGACAGUAAAAAAAAUAAAUGGAUUUUUUUACCAUCUACUCAUUUCAUAAUGUUUUGGGAUAUUUUAGGACUUUUAUUCCAUCUUAUUAUGUUAUGGAUCAGUCCUUUUUUAUGUUCUUUCGAAGUAAUUAAUAAUAGUAUAAUUAAAUUUCUCUAGUCAAUAAUAUUAUUUUAUUUGGUUUUUGAUUUUUUAGUAAUGUUUAACAGAGCUAUAAUUAGAGAAGCAGUUAUAGUAUAUUAAAGAAAGGAUUUCAUUAAAAACUAUUUAAAAUCUAAUGCUAUAUUUGAUUUUUUAAAUAUGGGAAUAUGGAUAUUAUUAAAAUACGAAUUUUAUUAAUUGUAUUACUUUUAAGAGUUUCUAAUAAUAAUUUAAGUGUUUUUGAUAUAUAAAAAAAUUUAAAGAUAUAUUACAGAGUAUUUUCAAUAAAUAUAUUGUCGAGGAAAUCAAAGUUUUACAAUAGAUUUAAUAUCUUUAAUAAUUUAAAUUUAUUAUUUUGCUCAUAUUAUAGCAUGUAUUUGGCAUUAUGUUGGAUAAUAAACUGAAAGUCUAGGUAAUUCAUGGUUAAUAGAUAAUCAUUUAGAGAAUAAAUCAGCUUGGAGUAAAUAUAAUGCAGCUUUUUAUUGGGCAACUAUGACAAUGACAACAGUUGGUUAUGGUGAUGUUGUUGCAGUAAAUGAAAUUGAAAUGAUUGUUGCAUCAAUUGUAAUGUUUUUAUCUAGUUGUGCUUUUGCUUAUACAAUGAGCUCAAUAGGGAUUAUCUUAAAGAAUAUUUAUGAUACAUAAUUAAAUUAUAAGUAUUAUAAUGAAUUUAUAAUUUAUUAGAAAAAAUCUAAUUUAAAUUACUCAAUUUAUGUUAAAAAACAAUGUAGAUGAAUAAAUUUAAGGAAGAAUAAGGAAUUAUUUAAAUUCUUAAUUAUAUUAAGAGAAAAAGGAGAAUAUGGAUGAUGUGAACAAUAUCUUAAAUUCAUUACCUUUUAAUUUACAAUAAGAUUUAAAUGCAGAUAUAUAAGCUAGAGUAAUUAAGCAAAUAAAAUUAAUUAUAAAUCAUUUUUCUAAAUCAACAUAAAUACAAGUUGCUAAGAAUCUAUAAUUAAUUUCAUUACUAGCUGGAGAUGUAGUAUAUAAAUAAGGUGAUCUUUAGGAGGAUAGUUUGUAAAAAAUAUCAUUUUUAUUUUAGAUAUUUUAUUCAUAAAGGUGAAGUUAAACAAACUGAAUUCUAAACCAAAACAACACUUAAAACAUUAUAAAAAAAUUAAUAUCUUGGAAUAUAUUCUUUUUUUACAGGUUUUUGUCCUAAAGAGACAGCUAUAUGUAAUAGUCCUACUUAAUUAUAUAAAAUAAAUAGGAAAAAAUUCUUAGAAAUUAUUCGAAGCAAUCAAAAAGAUCAUGAAAUUUUCAAUCAUAUUAAAGACAAAAUUAUAUUUACAAAUAAUUUAGUGUUAUUUGAUCAUAAAUGCAAUUUUUGUAAUAGACCUUUUCAUUUGGAAAUUGAUUGUCCUUUAAUUUAAUAUAAACCAGAUUUAGAAUUAAUGUUGAAAAAAGAAAACUAUGCUGAAGAACACAAUUAUAGAAUUUCUAAGAAAAGAAAAGACAAUAAAUAUAAUACUUUAGGAUAAUUGAGUAAAUUAAAUCAAUCUUUGAAUUAAUUUUAAGAAGAUUAAUAAAUAUAACUUUUUGGUUUGAAUGAGAAUAAUUAAAAUGAAACAUCACAUUAAAGAACAGGGUUUUCAGAAGCUGUUUAUUAAAAUUCAGCAUAAAUGAUUGGUUAAAAUGCUUAAAAUCUUAGUGGUAUUAGUGAUGAAGAAUAAAAUUCAGAAAUGUAACAUACUCCAUAAAAUCAAUCAAAAUAAUUAAUAUAAUAAUAAAUAUUAAAAAAUCAUCAUAGUAUUCUUUUUUAUUAUUUUAGGGUCUUCAUUAUCAAAAAUAAAAUUUACUAAACUUGAACAAAGGGCAUCUAAAAGUAACUUUGCACCAAUUUUAGAUCAUUAAAGUGGAUCAUUUAGCAUUCUUGAUGAAGUUAAACAUUAACUUUAUUAUCAAAAUACUUUUAAUAUAGAUAAAGUAAACUUUUUGAGUAUUUCAUAUAUGCCUCAAUACUCAUUAGAGUCACAACUAAAAUAAAUGGCUAAAACAAUGAAAAGAAAAAACUAAAGACUUUAGAGAUUACAUGAUAAAUUUGACAAAUACACAUUCUUUCAUCAAGUCAAACAAUUAUCUAUCAAAUUAAGAGUUUAUUACAAAAGAAGUAAUAAAAACACUUUUUAAUGA